AUGGAUCCUAAGCAGGCUUUUCUACCGAGUGUGAACCGGCUUCACACUACUUCUCGAAAUGCUUGGCUAUUCGUUAUCGUCCUUACAACAUUCUCUCUAGCCUUGGCUUUCUGGCACAAAGAUUUGCACCAUGUUCUUCCACACUGGACUGAAGAGAAAGAUGCAAGUGUCGCAUCUGCUGCUCUAGUCAGGAGUUACCACCUACAAACAGGUGUACGUUGGAUGAACCCAGACGGUGGUCGAUGGCGAGUCAUGUUCACGUGUAACGGCCAGUCCCCUUGCCCUACGUUAUAUGCUGAGGAAGGGGAUAUUAUCGAUUUGAGUGUAAAGAGCGACAUAUAUGCUCAGUCAUCUAUCCAUAUAUCUGGUAUUGGGCACAAACAGACUCUUGGACCUUGGAACGAUGGAACCGCAGGUCUUUCUCAAUUUCCAACCCUUCCGAGAAGCAACUGGUCUACCGCCUAUGAUACAUCAGGCGCAUGGGGGCUGAACUGGUUCAUUGACCACACUACCACAGCAUCAGCAGAUGGUAUUGCUGGUGCUAUUUACGUUGCACCUGCUCCAGAUCGUCCACGGCCUUAUCACCUCAUCACGAAUGACAGCUUAGACAUCCGCCAAAUCCGCGAAGCUGAGCGCGCCAUUCGUCAUGUCAUAAUCCAGAAUCAUCAACAUCGUGAUACAGUCUGGAAGUUACUCCGCAUGAGAGUUGAAGGGUCGGAGUAUUACUGUUAUGAUUCGAUUCUAGUCAAUGGGAAGGGUCGUGUACACUGUCGUCAACCUGGAUAUGAUCACAUCAAUGGCCAUGCACUAGACCAGAAGGGAUGCAUCCAGCCUCCUGGGUUACCUGAUGAGACUUGUACACCAAGCGAAGCAGACUAUGAGGUCAUUGAAACCCAAGGUCAAAGGUACGUGAUGUUGAAUCUCAUCAACUUGGGCUUCGAGCAUUCUGUCAAAGUCUCUAUCGACCACCACAAGAUGACUUUGGUGGCCAACAACGGUGGCUUUGUCUUUCCAGAAACGUCAGAUGUUGUGUACAUCCCAGAUCCCAGCCGUGUGACAGUAUUGGUACAUCUAGAUGCUGAGCCAGAUGAUUACGCCGUCCGCAUAUCUUCAACCAGUGAACUACAGAACCUUCACGGGUACGCCAUCUUGAGAUAUCGGGCGAAGCGCCCGCCUCAAUAUGGCGAGCCCAUGACACUACCGCCAACCAAGCCAGAGACAAUAUGUCUUUUUCCUGACGGAAAUACGCACCCAGACUGCAGUACCACUGAUGCACAGUUUGUUCCUCCGUAUCCUGCAAAUCCCCCACCAUCAGUCACCAAGCAUCGACCAGCACAGGCCGACUUGACUUUCAGAUUAGCAGCAGACUCCCAGCCGUCAAAAACUGAGCGUGUACCAGAGUAUUUUCUCAAUGGCAAGCCAUGGCAACUCUUCCACGGCUCAAUGUUGCCUCUUCUUUUUCACGCUGCGAACGAAACGUUGGAAAAGCCUGUCAUCAGCAACCUGCCUCUAGGUUCGGUGGUAGAUCUCAUAAUCGAGAAUCGUAUCAACGAAACGAUAUCAUUCUACAAGCAUGGUGAACCCUCAUGGCUUCUUGGCUCUGGUGCGAACGAGAGGUUCCCUGGAAAAACAGUGGAAGACGCAAUGCAGAGACCAGGUGUGCCGGAGAAGCUCCUCAAUUUGCACAAUCCUGGGCUCGUGAUUGUUCAUGAUUUGCCUGCGCUGGGUUGGAGUGUUUUGAGAUUCAAGGUGACGUCCCAGACAGCAACGAUGCUGCAUGCUGCGAAGCUGAGAUACUUUGCUUUGGGUAUGACAGUGCCUAUCCUGGAGGGAAUUACAGUGGACACGCCACUGAAAGUUCCCGAAUCGGUCGUUGACAGGCCUCAUGUCGACUUUAAGCCCGCCCACGAUGGUAUUUUUGGAUGA
Molecule: messenger RNA, 1926 nt
Organism: Fusarium pseudograminearum CS3096
Lineage: Eukaryota; Fungi; Ascomycota; Sordariomycetes; Hypocreales; Nectriaceae
Exons: 11
Coding region: 1-1926 (641 amino acids)
Molecular function (GO): oxidoreductase activity; copper ion binding
Source: RefSeq, a predicted model, not a curated record